Messenger RNA from Moneuplotes crassus, 3405 nucleotides. The record is from the annotation of a GenBank genome assembly. NCBI's taxonomy places the organism in Eukaryota, Ciliophora, Spirotrichea, Euplotida, Euplotidae.
CUAUAUUUAAAAAUGGAUGACCCUAACUUUAUGGAUGAUGAAGAAGUCACCGAGGCCAAGGUUCUCGAGCUCGGUAAUAAGGUUCUCGAAGUCUUGGGAGCCGACGAGCAGAUCACCGACAUCGAGCCGUUCCAGUCGGACUCGCUGUAUUUGCAAAUAUUCCAGGCUCUGUUCCCUCAAUUUGAUUUCGAAGAGAUCGAGCCAGGCAAGAAUGAAGAAGAAAUGGCUGAGAAUAUCACCCAGCUGAUAUCUCUGCUUGAGAAGAAUUUAUUGGAAACAGAUUUAAGCGACAUUAAAGCCUCCGGUAUUGUGGCAGGAGAUUUGGUCCACAUCGACGAGUUCCUGCAAGUCCUAUUGCAAGUUGUGUUCUUGAUGGUUCAGAACCAGGCUGAAGGAGAAGAGUCCGAAGAAGAACUCGACUCCAUCGACAAGAAAAACCGUGGAAGUUCAGCCAAGAGAGCCAGUUCAGGCCGUCAAGACAGAGUCGGCCUUAGCGACGACAAUAGUCUCGGAGAGCUCGAUAAUGACGAUAAUAAUAAAGACGAGACCGACACCCAGAAGAUCGCAGCUGACCUAGGUCUGAACUCCCCUGAUGUUGACGGAGACGAUCCUAUCAAAGAUGAAAUGUUUGACGAAGCCAAUCAUGGAGACGAGAAAAGACUCACAGAUUUGGAAAAUGAUUAUAAAAACGAUCUUAGGAAAAAUGGAUUUGUCGAUGAGGGCGACGACAACGAGCAUAUCUCUCGGGAAGGAAGUGGCCAUAGAAACCAAAUGAAAGCCGAUGAAAUAGAAGAUGAUAACAGAUUCUCAGAUCUUGACUUCUAUGGACAAGACCAGCCAGAUCAUAAGCAAAUCAUUGAUGAUGAAGAAGACGAAGAAGCUCUGAUGCUCAAGCAGGCUCUGAAAAAGGUAGACGACUCUCCAACUGAGAAAAUUAACAAAGGAGCUAGAGAUUCUGAGUCAAAGAAGAAAGAAAGUGAAAAGAAGGGCAAGAAGGGAAAUGUGGAUGUCAUGCAUGACCCUCUUCUUCCUGAUGAUGCUGAUUUUGGUAGAAAGAAAGAUAAGAGAGCCAGAGCUGAUAGUCUUGGUGGAGGCGGCAGUUUUAAAGGUGGCGACCUCCUUGAGGAUGAGGAUGAUAUGCUAGAGAUCAAUGAUCUUGAAGAUCUUGAUGAAGAGCAGAAAUACAUUGUCCUGCAACACUUAUUUGAAGAAUAUCAGAAAGAUCCUGACUCCUUCCCUCCAGAACAGCGAGAACUACUUGAAUAUGAAAUGAUGAAAUUGUAUCAAAAGGCAGACAUGGAAGGUGAAUUAGAUGAAGAAGAUGACUUUGAUGACAUGAGAGGUGCUAGUUCUGGUAAAAAGAAGAGCAGUGUCGAAAAGAACUCAGAAAUCAAAGCAAAGCCUCGACUUCUGCAAGAUGAAUCUGACGAUGAAGAGCCUCAAACUUCAAAUAAAAAUUUAAAAAUGGAAGAGGAAGAUGAUGAUGAAGAAUAUAUGAAAGAUAUUAUUAACCAACAACAUGAGGCUGAAGCUGAAAGAGAGGAACAGCACGAAGAGUUGAAACAAGAUAUGGAUGAUGAAGAUGACCACCACGACCAGGACAUGGACAAAGAAGAGGAUCACCAAGAACAAGAACUUGAAGAAAAUGAGGGAGAAGGCGAGGAAGAGCAAUUCCCUAUUCCUAUUGAUGAGGAAGAGUUCAACAAGUUAUCCCCAGAACAACAGAACGAGAUGAUAAUGGCCAUUCAGCAACAAAUGGCACAACAGCAGAUGGAAGGUGAAGGGGAAGACCAACAGGAAGAAAUGGACCCAGAGUAUUAUAAUGCCUUACAACAACAAAUGCUCCAGCAACAGCAAAUGGCUGCAAUGGGGAUGAAAAAGCCAAAGAGGGCAAAGAAGCUAAAGAAAAAGAAGAGGCCUUCUACUGCCAAACAAGGAUUUAAUCCAAGUAGAAGUAGAAUGACCUCUAAAUCAAUGAAAAGGCCAGGAACUGCUAAGCAUAGAAAGAAGAGUAAAGGCAAAUCUAAAAAGAGAAGGAUGCAGGAGAGAAUGCAAGCUGAAUGGUUGCAACAGCAACAACAACUUGCAAUGGCACAGCAAAUGCAAAACUACGAGCCUUCUGAUGAGGAUAUGGCAGAGUUCCAGCAGUAUAUUGAAAACUUGCAGGAUGAAAAUGGUAACCAAAUUGAGCUGACAGAGGAACAACUUAUUGAGUUACAACAACAAUUCUUCCUUCAAAAGCAGCAAGAAGCAAUGCAGGAAGGGAUUCAACAAGUUGAUGAAGAUGGAAACGUCGUUGGACAUCUUUCUCCUCAGCAAGUUGAAGCUCUUCAGCAACAAGCUUAUAUGGAGCAAAUGCAGGGACAAUCAGUGAAGAGAAAAGCAAAAAGGAGAUCUUCUGCAAAGAGAAGAGGCUCUAAAAGGAAAAAUAAGAGGACUAAGAAGAAGGCUCAACAAAUGGAUGACCAGACUGCUUUCUUAAUGAUGCUUCAACAAAAUCCAGAACUCCAGCAACAGUUCAUCCAGCAACAGCAGAUGCAACAGAUGCAGGAAGGGGAAGCACAACAAGAAGAAAUGUAUGGUGUUGACAAGAUUGAAGAGGAGGAAAUGGAAGAAAGUCCGAUGAAACCCCACCCAGAAGAACACGAUGAAGACAGGAAUCAUGAAAGACCAACCGAGGAGUCAGGAGAAGACAACAAAGCAAUGAUGCAGCAAAAUAUGCAGGAUGGCAACUUUGAUGAUGAGAAUCAACAAAUGCUUGCAAAUAUGAGUCCUGAAGAGGUUGCUUUCUACCAACAAAAAGCUGCUGAAGAGCAAAUGGCUGCUUACCAACAAGAUGAGAAUGGCCAAAUGUACUAUCAAAAUCCAAACAUGUACAUGCCUAACCAAGGAAAUAAUCAAGAGAAUCUCAACGGAAUGCUAAAAGACUACGUCAACGAGAUCAACAGAAAAGAGAGAAGGAAGAAGAAGGCAAAGAAGUCGAAGAACAGAAGAAGGUCCUUUGCCAACAUGUAUGGAAACUCAAGAACCCACAAUGUGAAUAACAUGGUUUCCUAUAAGAGGGGACUCGAGCUCAAGCAGAAGAUCAAGAGGGAUGUCAAACAAGUAAAACUCGUUAAGAAGAUCUACAUGCUGGCUAAUGAGAUCGAAAGAAAUAGGCUCCAAGAAGAGAAGCGUAGACUUGCUGAAAUGCGUAAGAUGAAGAAGGUCAGAAGGAAAAAGACCAAGAACGUAAUGAGAGAUAGGUACCAAGAGCAACUCCAAAUGCUCAGACAGAGUAUAGAAAAUGAAAGAAUGGAUAGGAAAAUCGCUAAGUUUGCAAGAACUCAGGCUAUGAAGGAAUGGAAGAAGGAUCUCUCUAGAAGACAACCACAGAUGGCCCUGUCUCAUGGUUCCUACUCUUAA